Oryza brachyantha (malo sina) is the source of this 1050-nucleotide messenger RNA. Its product is annotated as 1,4-dihydroxy-2-naphthoyl-CoA thioesterase 1. The transcript has 3 exons. Gene Ontology annotation, cellular component: peroxisome. Gene Ontology annotation, molecular function: 1,4-dihydroxy-2-naphthoyl-CoA thioesterase activity. The coding region runs from base 241 to 750 and encodes 169 amino acids. NCBI's taxonomy places the organism in Eukaryota, Viridiplantae, Streptophyta, Magnoliopsida, Poales, Poaceae. Gene Ontology annotation, biological process: phylloquinone biosynthetic process. The record is from RefSeq and is a predicted model, not a curated record.
UGAGUCUCCCUCCUCCUCCUCCUCCUCCUCCUCCUCCUCUCCUCUCCUCUCCUCCCCCACACGCACCAGCACCACCCAGUCGCGGUCAGCUCCCGGCCUAGCUAGCUAGGUGGCGCGUCCCGCCUUCUUUCCUCUCCAACCAAUCCUCGCCGCGGCCGCCCCGGCCCGCCGCUCGCCUUCGUUUACCCCGUCCGUCCGGUCCAGACCUUCAGCGCGCGCGCGCGCGCGCUCGCUCGCGGCAUGGACGCCACGUCGUCGUCCUCGUCGUCGCCGCCGCCGCCGCCGCGGCCUGGCGCCAAGACGAAGGAGCUGGACGCGGCGCUCCACGCCAUCGGGUUCGAGAUCGAGGAGGUCUCCCCCGCGGAGGUCACCGGCCGCCUCCUCGUCACGCCCACCUGCUGCCAGCCGUUCAAGGUGCUGCACGGCGGCGUGUCGGCGCUGAUAGCGGAGGGCCUCGCCAGCAUGGGGGCGCACAUGGCGUCCGGGUACAGCCGCGUCGCCGGCGUGCAGCUCAGCAUCAACCACUUCCGCAGCGCCGCCCUCGGCGACACCGUCCUCGUCCGCGCCGCCCCCGUCCACGUCGGCCGCACCACCCAGGUGUGGGAGGUGAAGCUGUGGAAGGUGGAUCCAGCCACCAAGGAGAGGGGGGCUCAGAUUUCGGAGUCCAGAGUGACUCUCCUGUGUAAUCUGCCGGUGCCGGAGAGCGUCAAAGAUGCAGGAGAGGCGCUCAAGAAAUACUCCAAACUGUAAAAAAAAGAAAGAGAAGAAGAAGAAAAACUCAUCAGAAGAACAGGAGAACUCCAAUUUCAGUCAUGAAAUUUAAGGAUUUGAAGUCUCGUUUUGUAAUAAUGUGUAUGUAUGUGUCAGAGGAAUUGGGAUGUUUGGUUAAUUUGGGACAUUGUUGUAUUACUCUCCAAAAUGCCCAAAUCUAGUCACGGCCAAAAUGAGUGUGUAAAAAAAAAAGAAAGGUAAAUGGCGUGGUGUUUGGAUCGCAAUUCAUCUGCCUGUGCAUAUAUAUAUUCAUGUGAUGAUUCACAUCAUUACAAAUUA